Messenger RNA from Thermothielavioides terrestris NRRL 8126, 1242 nucleotides. RefSeq lists its product as uncharacterized. Gene Ontology annotation, biological process: secondary metabolic process. The transcript has a single exon. Bases 161 to 1141 code for a protein of 326 amino acids. The record is from RefSeq and is a predicted model, not a curated record. NCBI's taxonomy places the organism in Eukaryota, Fungi, Ascomycota, Sordariomycetes, Sordariales, Chaetomiaceae.
CUUAACCGAGAGACCGGUUCGGGGAGAAGGGUGACUCCGUGAAGUGCGGUAACUCCGUAAACUCCGCAGUAUAUUCAUCGUCACAAGCUCUUCAGGCGAACCCAGGUGAUCUCUGCAAUGCCGAGACACAAUCACUAUCCUCUUGAACGCACCUCUCGCUAUGACAAGGUUGUCGACAAUUCGCGCUGCAAAUGCUGCUCUCAAGGCCGAGCGGCGCAGCGGCGUCGUCGCAAUUUUCGUUGGCGCCACCAGCGGCAUUGGACUCCACACGCUCGAGACGACGGUGACGCUUUUCGAUGACCCGACCAUCUACGUACUCGGCCGGUCUGAAGCGAAGUUCUCAGUCAACCGUGCAAAGCUCGAGCAUCUCAGCCCCAAGGCGAAAAUCAUCUUCUUGCAGGUCGAUGUGUCCCUGGUGGCAGGCGUGGACAGCGCCUGCGACCGGAUCGCCGCGGCCGAGACCAAGGUGGACUACCUAUACAUGAGCGCCGGGCUCAUCCCGCUCAACGGGCCGCAGUACACAAAGGAGGGCCUCGAUAUCUGCUUCGCCCUCUCUUACUACACUCGCAUCCGUUUCAUCCAGAAGCUCGUGCCCCUCCUACGCAAAGCUCCAAGCCCCCGCGUGCUCAGCGUUCUUGCCGCCGGUCGCGAAAGGAAAAUGGUCGAGGAUGACCUCGGCCUGGAGGACAAGAAGAACUAUGCGACACGGGCCGCCAUGACCCACACCACAACGAUGACGAGCCUUGCUUUCGAGUAUUUAUCGCAGCAACAUAAAGACAUCGUUUUCCUGCAUGCCUACCCCGGGCUGGUACGGACCGACAUUUUCGCCCGGCUGGAGGCGCCGCCGGGGAGCAGCCUGCUGCGGAAACUCGUCGUCUUCUUCGUCAGCAAAGGGGUGACGGCGCUGAUGUGGCUGUUCGGUAUGCCGCCCGAAGAGAGCGGCGAGCGGCAGGCAUGGCACCUGACAUCCACCGUGUUUGAGAAAGGAAAGUUGCACCAGAUUAACCAGAAAAGCGACGAGAUCGCCCCGGGAGACAUGCAGGUGUUCGAGGACUACAAACAGCGUGGCUGGCCUGAGAGGGUGUGGGAGUACACCAUGAGAGUCUUGGAGAGGGCUGUGGCUUCCACAUCUGGGUCUUAACUGGCAGGGAGGCUUUCUCUAUUUUGAGUGCAAGAGGUAGUGAUCAAUUAAUGUAGCUGCUAAUAGUGGCAUGGCCAAGAUAUUCAUAGCCCCCUUUCCAC